Molecule: messenger RNA, 751 nt
Organism: Colias croceus (clouded yellow)
Lineage: Eukaryota; Metazoa; Arthropoda; Insecta; Lepidoptera; Pieridae
Product: feline leukemia virus subgroup C receptor-related protein 2-like
Exons: 2
Coding region: 338-751 (137 amino acids)
Biological process (GO): heme export
Cellular component (GO): membrane
Molecular function (GO): heme transmembrane transporter activity; heme binding
Source: RefSeq, a predicted model, not a curated record
ACGUGCUCCACGCACGUGCUCAAUAAUAUCAAAGAGACAGACCAUCUCCCCUUCCGUUCCAGCCUCUUCAAACGUGACAUUGAACUGAAAGUUAUAAAAUACAACGUAAUCAUAGCGUGAUGCCUUUAUGUAUGGCGAUUAGUGAAUUUUGAUACCGUUAUCAGGCCACUUACAGCUCGAUACAAGAUAUGCUGUAUUAGAAGUUAGAUCGUCCUAUUUGACGGCGAUUAUUGAAGACUGAUCGAUCGCACCACGGGAUCAAUAGAGGGAUCAAGAUAUUAGUAUAAGUGAUAAUUAAUUAGUGUAUAUAGCUGAUAAGGCUAUUAAGGAAGAGCAAAUGUCUGUGAAUAAUCUGCAAAAUGGGCUGCACAAAGGUGUCGAUAAUCCUAGAAUAUUGGUAACAGAUGAGGAGGAGCCAAAGAAGUAUGAUGUAUCGGGAAGUGUCAUGGAUGGGUUGAUUCUAGAUGUGAACGAAACGACGUAUACGGUGUUUAAAACUAGAUGGCUUAUGCUGGGGUUCUUUGUGUUGUAUUCAGCGUCUAACUCGUUACAAUGGACGCAGUAUACGAUAAUUUCAGACAUAGUGGUUAACUAUUAUGGAGUGUCCAGUAAUGUGGUGUCGUGGACGUCCAUGGUUUAUAUGAUUACGUAUGUGCCGUUGAUAUUUCCUGCUAGCUGGCUUUUGGAUAAAACGAACGGCCGAUCACCAGCUGCCUGCAUCUACCUGCUCCAUGCUAUCUUGAUAAGGUGA